AUGCACAGAACUUACUCUUUAAGAAAUCAAAGAGCCCCUACGGCUUCUGAGCUGCAAGCUCCUCCUCCACCACCAUCCUCAACGAAAUCUAAAUUUUUCGGAAAGGCCUCAAUUGCAUCUAGUUUCAGAAAAAAUGCAGCUGGUAAUUUUGGACCAGAGUUGGCACGUAAAUUGUCUCAAUUGGUGAAGACAGAAAAAGGUGUCCUGAGAGCUAUGGAAGUCGUCGCCAGCGAACGCCGUGAAGCCGCCAGGCAGCUAUCCCUCUGGGGUGCUGACAAUGAUGAUGAUGUUUCCGACGUCACCGACAAAUUGGGCGUCUUGAUAUAUGAAUUGGGCGAAUUACAAGACCAAUUCAUCGAUAAAUAUGACCAAUACAGAGUUACUUUAAAAUCAAUUAGAAACAUUGAAGCCUCCGUUCAACCUUCUAGAGAUCGUAAGGAAAAGAUUACUGAUGAAAUUGCUCACUUGAAAUAUAAGGACCCUCAAUCAACAAAAAUUCCAGUUUUAGAGCAAGAGUUGGUCCGUGCUGAAGCAGAAUCUUUGGUUGCGGAGGCUCAAUUAUCCAACAUCACACGUGAAAAGUUGAAAGCUGCUUACAGUUACAUGUUUGAUUCUUUAAGAGAACUUUCUGAGAAAUUUGCCCUGAUUGCUGGGUAUGGGAAGGCACUCUUAGAAUUGCUAGACGAUUCACCUGUUACUCCAGGUGAAGCCAGACCAGCCUAUGAUGGCUAUGAAGCUUCUCGCCAAAUCAUCAUGGAUGCCGAAUCAGCUUUGGAAUCCUGGACUCUAGAUAUGGCUGCAGUCAAACCUACCCUUUCAUUCCAUCAAACCGUUGACGAUGUCUAUGAAGACGAUGAAGAAGAAGAAGAAGAAGAAGAAGAAGAGGAAGAUGGCGAAAAUCAAGAUGGGGGUGUUCCCGGUCAAGUAGUCGAAGAAGAGGAGGUUGAAUGGACCACUGAAAUCCCUGCAGAGGACGAAACCCAUGAAGCCGCUUAUCAAGAUAGUCAAAACGGUCGUACCUCCGGUUCCGAACACAUCUGA
Molecule: messenger RNA, 1041 nt
Organism: Saccharomyces mikatae IFO 1815
Lineage: Eukaryota; Fungi; Ascomycota; Saccharomycetes; Saccharomycetales; Saccharomycetaceae
Gene: LSP1
Product: lipid-binding protein LSP1
Exons: 1
Coding region: 1-1041 (346 amino acids)
Biological process (GO): endocytosis; eisosome assembly; negative regulation of protein kinase activity
Cellular component (GO): eisosome filament; plasma membrane
Molecular function (GO): lipid binding
Source: RefSeq, a predicted model, not a curated record